CUUGACAUAAAGACAAAGCUUGGUGUUAUUAUUGGUUAUUUUGUAGUUGUAAAUUCAGCCUUUUCUCUUUACAUUGUGUGUUUGUUACUCUCCCAUUUUUGCAUCAAUUUUCCAUUGCAUUACAGUGCUAUUAUAUUGAAUGAAUUCCUCUGAUAUUCUUAGAAUACAUUUGUAAAGGCAACAUUUUUCAUACAGCUCGUGUAUAUCCUAAGUGUAAUUCUGAAAAGGCUACACGUUGAAAUAUUUAAAUGUAAUUAUCAUAUUCCAAGUCAGUGAGCGGAGAAGGUAUAAUGAGGUUGUGAAGCGCUUCUUUCAUUACCAAGUCUUGCAUGAGAAGAAAUACGCAACGUUUGGCUCGCCAGUCAAGCCACGCAGGGUUAAUCCUACCAGCUGCGCAGUGGCCGUGCUUUCCCGGGCGGAUGAACAGUGACAGAUGAUGACUUUAGUGCCCUGAGCUUUGAGCUCAAGACACUCACAGUGAUCCGCUAACAGCUCCUCAGAGUCCCAGUCGCGUCUGCAGACGGGAAGAAUCCACGACGUGAGGAGACAUUUGGCUUCGAUGUUUUGAUAUUCAUCUAAAAACCACCUACGCGUCCUCUUUUUUUUUUUUUUUUUACAGCAGUUGCUCUUUCAUUAUCAAACACAUCAAAGAGCUACAAAGAGCUACGUCAAAAAGGGUCGUUACGCGCAACUUUUACACACGCUUGAGCAAAUAUCGACGCUUCUUACCACAACAGGUGCGAUCCCAGUCAGUCCGCCAAAUGUAGACAUGGAUGAAGACGCACGCUUCUCAGUCUGGUGAAGCAGGAGGGCUUGGAAGUUGUCCCGAGGAGACUGAGCUGCGCCGGGUGCAAAGAUGAGCUUUUACUGCCCCAGCUGGAGGAUCUUACACCUGAUACUUGCCACAAUUGUAGCGGUGGUCCCUCAAGACUUGAGCACAAAAGACCUAACUGAUGCAAAGAGCCCAGUGCCUUCCUCUGUCUUCUUGCCGGUCAGUUAUGAGGUUCGGGAUGCUGACUACCUUUUCUUAAAGGAAGCAGGACAGGACUUUAUGAGGAAUUUCAGCAUGCAGAGUCACACACAGUCCUUUGUUAUUUUGAGAGCUAGCCGCCAGCCGGCUGUCAACGCAAGCUAUGGCCCCAUGUCCACAGAACAGCUUGUGCCUCCGGAUCUGGUCCAGUCUGUGCGGCUCUUUAAUGCCCCGGAUGUUUUCACCUUCAACUGGAAGAUCCAGGCCUUUGUACUGACGCCCCGGGUUUUCUCCACCAAACCUAAAGUGCGUGUGCUCUUCUAUGUGGCGGGCAGGGACUGGGCCAGGGAGGAGGGCGCAGUGGAUGAAUUACCAUGUGUGACCGUCUAUGCCUUCUGGCAAACCCAAGAGGUGAGGGCUUCCUGUGCCAUGGGAGGUGAGAGGGGGACAUGUAUGGCUGAGCUACUGCCUUUGCCUGGUUGGUUUGCUCAGGGGUCCGAAAGCACCAGCAGGGAGAGACAAGACCCAUCAGCAGGCAACCUUGUGGAGCUCUACUACCAGGCACAGCCCAAAGUCAGUGGGAAAUGUAACAUGCUGGAAGGGAGUCGAUGGGGAAGCUCACAACAACAGCAAGCGGAAUAUGUUCCUGUCACUCCCAUGCAGAGGAUUGGCAGCGUGCGUCUCCUGCAGAUCCCCAAAGGAAUGGCCACGCUCUCUCGACUCAAACUUGGCAAUUCCAUUGUCAUACGGACAUCUUCCAAACCACUGAAAAAGACUGACAUCUCCACCUUCUACAUCCUCAUGGCCAGCUCUGCUCAGCUAAGUAACUUCACUCUCAGAGCUACAAUAAAGAAUGGUGUGACCUUUCGCACAGCAACACCGAGUAACUCUUUACUGUGGGACAUCACACUGGAUACUGGUGCAGAUGGAGCCAUUGCUGUUACUUGUCAGAGGAAGGCUCCCAUACCUGGGAAAAAACUUGAAGGCAGUCUUCUGGAAGUGCUUCAGAUGGAUUUUGAAGUUGAUGAACUGAGCAGUCCUGUGGACAGUCGGGUGAUCAUAUGGAAGUUAGAGCUCCCAUCCAAAAAUACUGCCAAGACAGAAGGAGCUAUGAGGAUCUACACCACUCAGAGAGACUUUAUAGGACUGGCCCCUCUCAUCACGGACACUGAGAUCCUGAACACGGCCGUCCUGACUGGAAAGAAGGUGGCGGUGCCUGUAAGGAUCGUUGCCGUGGAAGAGGAUGGCCUACUUACUGAUGUGUCUGAAUACACAGACUGCAGCUCGACUGAUGAAGAUGUUCUCAAGGUGUCGGACAGGUGCGACUACAUUUUUGUUAAUGGCAAGGAGACAAAGGGCAAAGUCAAGAUGGUGGUGAACUUUACCUACAGCUACCUCAGUGCUCAGCUUGAGCUGAAUGUGUGGAUGCCCCGACUCCCCCUCCAGAUAGAGGUGUCGGACGCAGAGCUGAGCCAAAUCAAAAGUUGGAGGGUGCCGAUACUCACCUCCAAGAGAUCUGGCUGGAACAGCCAAGUCGAUGAAAAGAAGGGAAAGGGCUGUACGUUGCAGUUUCAACACACCUUGGUGCGUGUGCUAACCCAUUUUGUGGCCGAUCAAGCAGACCCUCGGGAUCCGAAGGCUUAUUUCCUGGGGUCUGACUGGCAGGUGGACGUAACAAGACUGGUUCGAUACUUUAUGAGGGUGGAAGACCCUCGUGUGGCGAGGCUACAGGCAGGGAGGGUGCUAUCAGGCCGAGACAUUGGGACCACCGCCAUCCAGGUGUUUUCGCCACUUUCUGACACAAUUUUGGCAAGAACAUUGGUAAAAGUCACAGAUGAAAAAGUGACUAUUACCGAACUGGGGGUCCAGAUGGUUGCAGGUCUCACAAUGACCCUGCAGCUCAGCCCAGGAAGCAACAGGGCCAUUCUGGCAACCACAACAACACAGGAAGUUCUGCUGUUACCCAAACAGGAAGCUAUGAUCAGUGCAUGGGUGCAGUUCAGUGACGGCAGCCAGACACCCCUUGACAUUUAUGAUCCGGCCUUUUACCGUGUCAUUGUGUCAUCUCUGGAUCAGGGGGUGGUGUCAGUGCGGGGCACACCUCCAUAUGUGGUGGCAGAAGGAGAAGGUGAAGGAGUUCUGGUCCAAGUGGAAAUGUCCAUCUGUGAGGCCUGCCAGAAGUCCAAACGUAAAAGCAUUGUCGCUGUCGGCAACGGCAGCCUGAAGGUCAAGUUUCAGGUGAAAAGUGGAUGGCUCGACAGCAUCACCAAAAGUUCUGACAGCAGCACAGCAGAGAAUAAGAACAACAGCGCUGACUUCCGAAAUGAUGGGGAGGAGAUGGAGAGUGACAGGAAGCCAUCACAGGAUCCUUCACAGCGCAUCACAGCAUCAGAGAGAGACCAGAGCUCUUUGGCAAAGAUCACAACCACAAUCAAAUCUACAGAAUGGACUUUCAUGACCAGCGGCAGCCUUGGGGGCGUGGGGAAACCAAGCAAUUCAGGAAGCAGUCCCACCAGCGUGGUCAAUAUCAGUAUGAUGAGCAGCCCCGGUGACAGCAGCAAAACAUAUGGCUCUGAUAAUAUGAUAGUGGAUAGUGUUCGCUUUACAAGUACUGUGAAAGGUCCUGGUAAUCUGGUCAACUCCAACAACUUUCCCACAAAAAUUGUUGCACCUGGACAGGAGACAGUGGAGGUUGAGAUUAGUGGAGAGGAAGAUAUGUUGGCUAACAGACCUCUUACAGACUUAGAGAUUGGUAUGUAUGCUCUUUUGGGGGUCUUUUGCCUGGCUAUUAUGGUAUUUCUUGUAAACUGUAUAUCAUACGUUGUUAAGUUCAGACAUAAGAAAUCUCCGUCAGAUAGCCAGGAGCCCACCACUGGUCACAGGCAUGAUUGGGUCUGGCUCGGCACGGAUGCUGAGCUGGUGAUGAACGUCCCCGGAAGUCCAAUUCAACAAGACUCCCAGACUGCGACUACUGUAAUAGACAUUGGGCCUGAUAAAACGACUUCACUGUCGAGAAGGCCCAGUUGCCUUGCAUCCGUCACAGACUCUCCCAUCAGCUGUGUGGGUUCCUUCAGGAGCAAAGCAAUGCCAACUGAGUCGCUCCACUCACCCACCAGCAAGAGGAAGAGAGUCCACUUCACCACAUUUUCCACAUUGGAGCGCCAGCAUUUACCGCAUCUCCCACAGAGGGAGAAUGGCCAUGGAAUCCACUGGGUUGGGAAGGAAGACAGUUGUGAGGAGGGACCCCAAGUGCACACUGCAGAGCCUCUGGACCAUGUAUAAUAACAAACCUGAUCAGACCUCACAUUGCAGAAAAUGCGGCUUUGAACACCUCAAUGCCUUUGCUGACUCAAACUGUCACAAACAUGGGACUAAAAAAAACAAAACACAAACACAAACACAACCCUCUUAUUACAUGUCAAGGCCUUUUAGAUGAACAAGUACUGUAUUAUACUGUUAAUACCUGUGAGGAAUACCUGUGAAGAAAUAACACGUCCUUUACUCAAUGUGAAAAGCCGCACAAUGCUAUGUUGCAUGUGGGUAUUUAUUUCAAUUUUGCACUUGGAAAACAUUUGAGACAUUUAAGAGCAUAUAAAACUGAGAACCCACUUGGAUUUUGAAAAGGCAUUAAUAUGGUAAUAAUCACAUUCUGUGUUUUUUGUUUUAAAACAAGACCUUUUUCUUGUAAGUUCAUUCAUUUCAUUGUUUUUUUAUAUUAAACCCACUACAAAUUUGCUACUCAACUGCUUUUGGGUUGAUUUUCUACCUAAUGUAUGAUAUAUGAUAUAUAUGAUUGGCCUCGAAAAAACAAGCAGAAUUGAACUCAAUUGUCUAUUUUUGCGUACAUUAUGUGUCUCAUGAGUUUUGUUAAGUAGUUACACAGACCGUAUACGUUCACUGAUCAUGGGCAUGAAUGUCAUUCAUUUGGAGUUUUUAAUCAUUUAUUUGAACCAUUCUUUUUCGAUGCUAAAUUGAUUACACAAAAAAAUAAUGGUGUGCACAUGUUUGAAUUUAUGUUGAAUUGUUUAAGUUACGACAAGGUCAAAAUUAUAGACACAUUCAAGUGUAUGCAUAAACCCCCACAAAUACUAGCUUAAAUGUCGCUUAAGACGGGGGCUCUGAAAUUGUCGCAACAUGG
This is a messenger RNA of Dunckerocampus dactyliophorus (ringed pipefish), 5108 nucleotides long. RefSeq names its product transmembrane protein 132D. NCBI's taxonomy places the organism in Eukaryota, Metazoa, Chordata, Actinopteri, Syngnathiformes, Syngnathidae. The record is from RefSeq and is a predicted model, not a curated record. The transcript has 9 exons. Bases 857 to 4252 code for a protein of 1131 amino acids.